CCACAAUCCUUUGACAAUGAUGUCAUGUAGAACCCUGAGGGGGUGGAGGAUUUAAUUCUUCCUCUAGCAGGCAGCUGCCCCUCCUUCCUUCAGUGCAGCCUGCAGUCUGGAGAGUAGGGAGUGGGAGGUUGGCACUUGCACUACUCAGAUACUGCUUGUCCGAUACUGUAGCCCAGAAGCCCGCACUUGCCCCUGAGUGAAGCAAGAGGUCCCUCCGUACUCAGGAGAGGGGAAACAAUUUGCCGUGUUCUAAGUAUUUUAGCUGCAUGGUAGAGUAACAGAACAGGCUAGAAUUCUGAAGGAGCCCUGGAGAAGCAAUGGCAGCAAUUCGGAAAAAGCUGGUGAUCGUUGGAGAUGGUGCAUGUGGGAAGACCUGCUUGCUCAUCGUAUUCAGCAAGGAUCAAUUCCCUGAAGUCUAUGUACCAACAGUCUUUGAGAACUACAUUGCUGAUAUAGAAGUAGAUGGAAAACAGGUGGAAUUGGCUCUGUGGGACACAGCGGGACAGGAGGAUUAUGACAGGCUACGCCCCCUUUCUUACCCUGAUACCGAUGUUAUCUUGAUGUGUUUCUCAAUUGACAGCCCUGACAGCUUAGAAAAUAUUCCCGAGAAAUGGACACCGGAAGUGAAACAUUUUUGUCCCAACGUACCCAUUAUUCUUGUUGGUAACAAAAAGGAUCUAAGAAAUGAUGAACACACUAGAAGAGAGCUGACAAAGAUGAAGCAGGAGCCAGUCAAACCAGAAGAUGGCAGAGAAAUGGCCAACAGAAUCAAUGCAUUUGGUUACCUGGAGUGUUCUGCCAAGACAAAGGAUGGUGUGAGAGAAGUUUUUGAAAUGGCCACACGGGCUGCCUUACAAGUUAGGAAACACAGGAAGAAGCAACGUUGUUCCAUUCUAUAAGAAAAGUCCUAAAGCCUUUUAGAAAACCAAGAAAAGAACAACAUGAGAAGCUCUUUUUUUGCUGCUGCACCACCUGCUAUGUUGAUGCCAGAGACUUCAGUAGCAAAGAGCUAUAUGCACAGUCUGUAUUGUAAUUGUAUGUAUCUAUGUUUGUUUGUUAUUUUUUUUUUUUAAUUUGUUUUUCCCACCUAUUGAUCUCUCUAGAAUUAGGCAAUGUCUGGGAUUGCGAUAAAGCAGGGGAUGAUUUUAAACAACCCUGUCUCAUUAUGGGACCCAUAUUUUUUUUUUCUUCUGGUUUUAGACUUAAAAAGCACAUGUGGGAUUCUGGUUGGCUUUUUCUCUGUGCCAUAUUCUGGCUUUUCUAGUCAGAAAAUAUUGGUGUAAUAUUUUAAAUGUCCAAUGAUCUUUUUAUGAAAUGGUCUAUUUAUCAUUUUUGUCUGGCAAUGGUCAGGGGUAGAAAUUUCCCUUACUGUACUUAAACUCACUUGAAUGUGUUUAGACUCUACAUACAUACAUACUCUACAUAACACAAUACAGUCUACAAUCAACUUGCCCUAAUCACUCAUUCCUGAUGUUUUGCAGUGGCCUCCCUACUGCCUUCUAUAUUACCCUAGGUAUAAACAUAUUUUGUGCCCAAAUGGACCAAAAGAAUUAGGUUCUCAACAUGGGUUUUCUGAAGUUGACUUUAGGGCUCUUCUCUUUUGUAACAAUGUGUUACUAUUAUUGAGAAUAUAGAGGGUUUAUUUAUGAAUAGGUUUUUCAGUGUAUUCAGUUAAAAAGUAUGGCAAACCCAAAGAUUUCUUCUUUGCAUAUUUACAUAUAGACCUAGAAAUAAUGCCAAAAGUAACAUUAUCACAGAAUGUCCCUGUUAAAGUUUACAGAGAAUACAUCAGUAAUAUGGCAUCUCCUAUUUAUAGUGAUAUGCAAAAUAAGUACCAAUGGUGUGGUAACAUUCAGAUGAUAGUUAUACUUUACAAGAGGAAAAUACAUAAAAUUUUGUUAAAAUGAUUUCCUUAUAAGGGAUUUUAAAAUGUCCAAUAGUUUCAUGAAAGGUAAAUGGAUAUUUUUGUUUCCUACAUGGCCUUUUGCUAGUCCCUUGUAUAAAAGUCCAUUUGUCAUUGUGAUGCCCAAGAUAUACAUAUGCAUUUUCAAUCUAUAGGCAAACAUAGAAUAACAACAAUAUGUUAUGUUUGUUUUAACAAACAAAAUGUUGCCUCCAGGACUCCUUAUAGUGCUGCUUAGCUAAAGAAUAUCAUUAAAGGGUUUUUAAGGGUUUAGCACAGUGAUCUGUAUUUUUUGGCCUAAACGUCAGUCCUUUACACUGUCUUUCAAAAUUUCCUUUUGCCUUCUUAAUUUGUACCUUCUUUUUACAGACUGAAUUUUCUCCCUAUUUGUAAAAUAUUCAGGAAAAUAUACAAGCAUGGCUAUUUGUGUGUUUAGAGCAUUAUUUUGGCAAAUUUGCCGUUGCACACAUAAAGGUCACUGCCAUACUGUUUACAGGUGCUGUGCCAGUGUUGCUAGAAUCCAAUAGCACAGUGUUCUAGCAGUUUAGCAGCUCCCACUCAUCUCCAUCUGGAUAUCUAGAUAAAUGUUUUUGCGCACAAUCUAUAUCUAAGGGGAUGGAAUUGGAUGGUAAAAAACUGAUACAGCAACUUCUUUACAAGCUUUAUUUAUUGCUUGCUCCAGCUUACGUCAGUAAUCAUUUUCAUUACAUUAAGACCUGUGCCAAAUGUCUAUAGCUUAUUUUCCCCUAUCCACGUUCAGAUAAUAUAUAUUAUCUUCUAAUCCAUUCAUUGUCUUAGGGAAAUGGCACAUAGGGUGUUUUUUCAGUGGAGGGAGGGGGGGGGGACAAAAUGCCCAAAACUACAUUGCCAUUGACCUGAAUGUAAGUUGUCACUUAAAUUAUAUAAUCAAGAAAAAAAUCAUUGGCUGACAUUCUCAUACUGAUGCUAGGGCAAUAGGAGUGUAUUUUGUUGCCUAUAGUGAGCACCGUUUCCCAACUAGUCCCAGUCAAUAAUCAAGAUCAGAAAUCAAGAAUGCCAUUCUUUAGCUGAUGAUAGGAUAUCGUUUUACUAAUAUUGUACUUCCAAACUGUGGGGCUGGGCCCCCUGGGUGGAGCAGCAGUAGUGGUAAGGAGGGGCUAAACCAGUUAGGGUGAGAUGUGAAGAGAAUUACUUAUUAUAGAUACUUCUGAAAACUUAGCAUGAAGGUAACAUUCAGUGUAAUUCGGGGAAGCUACUAUGGUUGAUAGCACAAUUUUAGAAUAUAUUCAUAACUUUGCUGUGAGCUAAGAGGAGCCCUCAUGAAAGGUUUAAGCUCUGGGGCUUGAACCAAAAAAGUCCAGCAACCACUGGACUAAGGGUUGAGAUAUGACCUUUUCUGAAAGGUCUGAUAGCUGAUCAUAAGCCACUGGCUGAUUGCAAAUGACUUUCUACAAAGACAAGAAUUUCACAUAUUUCUUUAUCAAUAAAAAGCACAUAUUAAAAAUGUACAGCAGGUGACUGCACCCACCAGAAAAUUAUUUAUACUAAGGAAACAAGUUUUCUCUCCCUGUUUUGCUUUCCUGCUUCCCAAAAGCCCCUGCGCUAUCACUAAAUAAUGCACACAUUAAACACCAGCAUUUUUGAUAAGUGUAACAAUCUGUUUGAAGAACCCUGUUUGUGCUUUGUCUUCUAAAAACAUUAUUGUAUGUGCUGUGUACAGCAAAACAACAAACUAGCUUUAUCUUCUUUCAGACCUUUGGCUUGUGUCCCACAUAUUUGCCUUUUUAAUUAAUAGAAAUAAAGCCUAUAACUGUAAGAUAACUUUGUCUGUCCGGAAUUCUGUUCUUUGCCUGACUGCCUGUAAAGUUUGAUCUGACACAUGUGACUUUUCAAUUGUAAAAAUAAAAAUGUAUAAUGGGAAAAUAAAUGCAAAAUGGUAUUUUA
Messenger RNA from Xenopus tropicalis (tropical clawed frog), 3826 nucleotides. RefSeq names its product ras homolog family member C (gene rhoc). The record is from RefSeq and is a predicted model, not a curated record. Lineage: Eukaryota; Metazoa; Chordata; Amphibia; Anura; Pipidae. Gene Ontology annotation, cellular component: plasma membrane. Bases 318 to 899 code for a protein of 193 amino acids. Gene Ontology annotation, molecular function: G protein activity; GTP binding; GTPase activity. The transcript is spliced from 6 exons.